AUGCCAUCACGCUACGGACUCAUCGGGAGCCCGAAAUCCAAACCCGGGUCUCCCACAGUGGGUCAGUCUCUGGAGGACCUCCGCUGCAUGUUCUCCUGGAGCCCCUCAUCACCACGGUGGAGGCUGUGGAUCGUUUUCCUCACCUGUCUGUCGAUUGUCGGGUGCAGCUCACCGGGUAUGUGGCUAACGCUAACAACAACUAGCAGCGGUACCUCCACCAUCGUGCCGGCCGGCCGGCUCAUCGACUCGGACGUGGCGCCUCCAUAA
Messenger RNA from Knipowitschia caucasica, 267 nucleotides. The record is from the annotation of a GenBank genome assembly. Lineage: Eukaryota; Metazoa; Chordata; Actinopteri; Gobiiformes; Gobiidae.